Molecule: messenger RNA, 2758 nt
Organism: Alligator sinensis (Chinese alligator)
Lineage: Eukaryota; Metazoa; Chordata; Crocodylia; Alligatoridae
Product: zinc finger protein 771-like
Exons: 4
Coding region: 1-1605 (534 amino acids)
Biological process (GO): regulation of DNA-templated transcription
Source: RefSeq, a predicted model, not a curated record
AUGCCAGGCCAGUUACCUCCCUGGUGGAAGGUGCCGGUGACGUUCGAGGAUGUGGCGGUUUACUUCUCCCCGGAGGAGUGGGCAGAGCUGGCGGGCUGGCAGCAGGAGCUGUACCGUGACGUGAUGAUGGAGAACUAUGAGCUGGUGGCCUCACUGGGUUGGCCAUCUGUCAAACCGGAGAUCAUCUGUAAGAUAGAGCAGGAGGAAGAGCCGUGUGUCAGAGACCCUGCGGACCCCAGUGUGCCGGGGAAGCCCCGACACUCCUGGUCUGAUGAUGUGUUUCAGGUUAAGAAGGAGGAAGAGGAGCGUGCAGAGACCCAGGAGUCCCCUGCUGCUCUCUCGGGAAAAUCCGAAGGAUGCGUGGACUCGCAGGGCACAAAGACGCAGGGCAGCGCGGCUCAAAGCAAGACCCUCGAUAAGCCACGCAGCCAGGGGGGCAGUGCGCCGAGCCAGCCUUCAGCAACCCCUCACCCCAGGGUCUCACUCAAGAAGAAGCCGCCCACAUGCCCCGAGUGCGACAAGAGCUUCAAGAGCAACACGGCUCUGACCAUCCACGAGAGGAGCCACACAGGGGAGCGUCCCUACAAGUGCCCCACAUGUGCAAAGGGCUUCCCUUCCAAGGGGGACCUCAAGCGCCACCAAAAAACCCACAUGGGGAGGAAGGACACAGCCCCCGGGAGCGGAAGAAGCCAGCCCCAGAAGCUGCAGAUGCGGCCCCUGCGAAGUCCCCCAGCACCCAAGCGGCCGCACCUCUGUGCCCAGUGUGGAAAAGGCUUUAACAAGAGCCGGGACUUGCGGAAGCACCAGCGGACGCACACGCCGGCCCGCCCCUUCGCCUGCCCGGACUGCGGCAGCACCUUUCGCCUGAAGCAGAUCCUGGUGUCCCACCAGAAGGUGCACCGCGGGGAGAAGCCCUUCCCGUGCCCAGCGUGCGGGAAGCACUUCGGCCAGAAGCACCACUUGCUGAGCCAUCAGCGUGUGCACACGGGCGAGAAGCCCUUCCCCUGCCCGGCUUGCGGGCAGCGCUUCAGCCAGAAGCACCACCUGGUCAGCCAUCAGCGCAUCCACACCGGCGAGCGCCCCUACCCCUGCGCCCACUGCGGCAAGAGCUUCAAGGACAAGAAGACGCUCGUCAUCCACCAGCGCGUCCACACGGGUGAGAGGCCCUACCGCUGCGGGGAGUGCGGCAAGACCUGCAGCCAGAAGCAGCACCUUAAAAGCCACCAGCGGGUCCAUCGGGGCACGCGGCUGCUGGGUGGGGAUGAGAUGGGCGCAGCGGCACCAUGCGCCCAGCGCACCCGGGCUGAGGAGAAGCCCUUUCAGUGCGUGGUGUGCGAGAAGCGGUUUCGGGAUGAGCGGAUCAUGCUGGCACACCAGAGGACGCAUGCCGAUCAGGUCGCCGGCCAGGCCCCGCGGCUUGCCGCCCAUCCAUCUCCCACAGCAGAUCAGCCGCACUCGGCCAGUGGAGGGGCCGCGAGCCAGAAGCCUGACCUUGCAGCCCUGCCGGGGUCCCAGGGCGGACGGCGACCUUUUGCCUGCCCUGAAUGCAAGAAGCGGUUCACGCAGAACAAGUACCUUCAGCUGCAUCAGAGGAGCCACACGUGAGCCUGGGGUGUCACCUCUGAAUACAGCAAGCCUGGGAAUCGCACUGCACUGAGGACCCACAGCAAGGCCCCUGCACUCGGGGCACGUGACAGCAUCCAGCUGUCUCUCUCUGGGAGGAACAGAUCCCUGGUGUGAUGGCCCCGCUGGCCUGGGGUCUGCUGUGAGACCUUGCUGACGUCUCGGCCUCCUCUCUGGGCCCUGAGUGUCCCACGGAUAUUUGCCCAGCCUCCUUGCUCUGUUGGCUGCUUCGGAAAUACCCUACAAAAUAGCAUCACCUACUUAGCAUAAAUGGAGUACAAGUGCCCUGAGUCGCCAGUAGCUGUCCGAUCUUUUUCCCAGUAGAAGCUCACUAGUUUGCACAAGUCCUGGUGAAAGUCACUGAAUUGUUCUGAUAGGACAGUAAAGCACGGACUCACUCUGUCUCGGGGGCAAGGAUGAACUGCGAUACCAACUUUGUUCAUGUAUUUAAUCGCACGUAGCCUAGCUUUUAUUUAUGCUGUAUUUAUGCUAGGUCAGUCUUGCGGCAGUGAGGAAGUCGUUUGCUAGGAGACCUCGCUGCAGCUUGCUCUGGACUAUGGGACCUUUGUCACAAAGCUGUCUCUUAUUUAUUGUUUCCCUGGUGCAGUGGGAAGUGGCAGCGUUCUUCCACGUGCUGUUGAAUUGUCCCAUUGUUAGGUUUUUGUCCUCCUCCCUCCUCUCUUGUAGCAGUCUCUGGCUUUAGUGAGCAAGCAUCUGCAGUCAAGCGCCCUUCCCAGUUCUGCUCAAGCUGCUCUGGAGUGACCCAGCAUGCUGCAUGAAGAUGCCUCUUAAAGCACCACCAGCUGCUCCUCUUUUAUAUUUAAAAAAAAAAAAAAAUGCAUAGAAAACAUUUCUAAAGUACAGGGGGAAACACUCAUUCUCUUGGAUCAGUAAAUUAAAGGUUUCUUCCUGUGGAAAGUACAGUGAGCCUCUUGGCUUUCCUUGAUGAGCAGCUCCUUUUCACCUGAAUGGCUGCACCUACCUGGCAGCCUCUCUCUUGUGCCAUGAGCUUCAUUGUCAUGAUCUUCCCCUACUUAACCUUUUGCUCCUGCUAGUUUAUCACCAAGCCACAGCAUUGAAUUCUCCAAUCUGAUGAUACUUGCAUUGCUUUAGGGCUCGUCCAGGCUCACGUGAG